Sporisorium graminicola is the source of this 1008-nucleotide messenger RNA. RefSeq lists its product as uncharacterized. Lineage: Eukaryota; Fungi; Basidiomycota; Ustilaginomycetes; Ustilaginales; Ustilaginaceae. The coding region runs from base 1 to 1008 and encodes 335 amino acids. The transcript has a single exon. The record is from RefSeq and is a predicted model, not a curated record.
AUGCGUCUGCAGUCCACCCUAUUAGCGGCAGCAGCCGUCGCGAUAGCCUCAACCUCGGCAGCAGCAGCAGUCGUCGCUGCCUCGCCAACACCAGCAUCACCAUGGCUACCUCUCGACCCAUACUCACCCACCACAGGCCCGAUACAACCCACGCGCGAAACCCUCGGUCUCAACGACCCGGCCAUCGGCGUGUCGGACUACCUCACCUACAACGCCUCCUUCUCUGAGCAAGCGGUCUACGACGCGCUCGACCUCGACAAUGGCGACGGCGCGGGCGACCCGGACUUGCCUGGGUGGGUCGACCCGCGCACGUACGGAGGCUCAAUGCUCGAUCUCGUCGGCAACGGCCUGCGCGAGCCCAUCAACGUCAUCAUCUCUGGCAAGUCCGACAAGCACGUUCUUUCGGACCUAGGGCUGAAGGACUACAUCCGCACCAUCGGCUUUUCGUUCGAGUGUCUGAAUCUGCAUAUGGGCAACCUGCAGCGUGCGGAUCUGGGAGAUGGCAAAGGAUGGACCCCCGAGAUGUUCGAGUAUAGAGAGACCGGCUUUCCCGGUGCUCCGGGCAGAUGGGUGGGAGCUUGUUGGGAAAGCCUGUACGGGGGGAAUCAUUUCAGGGUGUGGAAGCAGAACGGCACCCUGGCGAACACGGGCGCCUGGUUCCUCGCUGUGAGCAAGGAGAAGAAUCUCAAGUAUCACCAUACCAUCGAACGAGACGGAUACAAUAUCGGGCGAGACCUGCUCGUCGCGGCUGCAGAGCGCGGUGGCAAGUGGAACAAUGUCUACUACAAGGCGGAUGUCGAAUGGGUCGAUGGGCUGCUCGAGGCGGGCAGGCAUGGGAUCAACCACAACAUUGGACAGGAUGGGAGAACGGCCGUACUGACCGUGAAGAAGGUCGAUGCGCUCUCGCAGGGUUUCUUCUUCUGGGGGUUGGAGGCGAUUACCAAUUGGAUCGCUGAGCGCAUUGCUGCCCGUCUUGGCAGGCUGUUGCGCACGAUUGGCAUGAUUUAA